UUGUAAAUAUCAAGUUUCUUAUUUCUUUAGAUUAAUACAUGCAUGACUCUUAUUGUAUACGUUUUUUAGGUGCACAUGUGGAAAUUGUGGAAUAAUGCCAUCAGAGCCUGAGAACAUAUGCUGCCAGGAGGUGCAACAGGUUACAAGACGACUACAGCAGCUGGAGGAAAGGCCAACAUGUAUGGUGGAUCAUCCAGGUUUUGAACCUGUCUGCCUAAAUGUGUUCUCACUUCAGAAUGCAUGCAACAUUUACAGGGCUGACUACGGUCCGUUACGGCUACGUGGGAUAGAACAUCGUUACAGGUUUCUAGCCUAUAGAAGCUUUGUGAGCUGGUGCUGGGGCUUCCUUGGUUGGAAGAUAAGGGUAGUGAUCCCUUCAUGUGUGGUACUUCGGAUCCGACGGGAGUUUCCAGAUGCCCAGGGAACAUAUGGAGGCUUCAAACUACCACCUCUCAAUUGAAUCUGGAGACAUACGUGGCGAUGACUUCAUCCAUGUCUGGAUGCUCAUAUUGUGAUGACAGGUCCGGCGGGAUGUUUAUAUUCAGGAUCUCGUCUCUAUAUGAUGAUGGGUCGACAAAGACUUUCUCCAUGAUCAGGUCCAUCAAGUCAUCAGCAUACCCUGUGACACACACACACACGAACAUUACUACACUGUUCCACAACUGUUCAAAUUUUGACAUUUUGCAGUGUAUUUUCUCAGGUAUUGAACGUUGUAAUAUUGUGUGCAUUUUCAUGUUC
Messenger RNA from Paramisgurnus dabryanus, 738 nucleotides. RefSeq names its product P2X purinoceptor 7-like. Lineage: Eukaryota; Metazoa; Chordata; Actinopteri; Cypriniformes; Cobitidae. The record is from RefSeq and is a predicted model, not a curated record.